Messenger RNA from Musa acuminata subsp. malaccensis (wild Malaysian banana), 826 nucleotides. RefSeq lists its product as uncharacterized. NCBI's taxonomy places the organism in Eukaryota, Viridiplantae, Streptophyta, Magnoliopsida, Zingiberales, Musaceae. The record is from RefSeq and is a predicted model, not a curated record. Gene Ontology annotation, molecular function: protein binding.
UCGGGUUGGUUUGUCCGUAAUACAUAUUUUCCAAAGAGGCCCUUCUUUCUUCCAAAAUUACGUCGAACACUCUCUUUGCGUCGCCGCCGCACCCUUUUAUGGGCAAGCGGCUCCCGGAGCCGAAGAGCUUGGAGGACGUCGCCCGCUACGCCGCCGACAGGAUCCGGAGGACCAGAGUCGCCAAGCCCCCCCUUAGGCCUGCGGCGUGGAACAAGGAGACGACGUCGGCAUCCGUGAUGAACUUGGCGGACCUGCCGGAGGCCAGCGUCCCCCUGAAGGAGGUGGUGGCGGACUGCGCCCGGCGCUGGUUCCAGGAUGCGCUUAAGGAAGCCAGGUCCGGAGAUGUGUCGAUGCAGAUCCUUGUCGCUCAGAUGUACCAUAGCGGAUAUGGGGUGGCCAAGAACGAGCAAAAGGCAAAUGUGUGGAUUACAAAAGCCUCCAGAUAUCGGUCAGCAGUUUGGAAGGUCAGCGACAAACAUCCAGGUUACAAUGCUAGUGAUUCUGAUUCUGAUGAAGAGAAAAAUUAAGCUGGUCAUGAUCAGGGUUUGCUUUGUCCAAGGUCAGUUCAUGUUUGGCGACUGCAUUCUUAGAUUUUUCUGUUUUGUUCGGAAGAUCCACUGUGUAUCAAUCAACAAAGUUUCCAUGAGUUACUGAAGCUUUAUGCAAUCCAUGACUAGUGAUCCAGAAUGUGUUUCAGGUCUUUUCGGCUAGAUGCCGCUUUUGUUACUAAGAAUUGUUUGAUGUUUCUACUUUUGUGAAUGUUUAGAGUUGUCAACCUUCACUCUAAAGAAAACAUUUUUGAAUGAAAUUUCUUGAUAAGUAAAUA